UUUUUUUUUUUUACUUUUUUUUCUAUCUCGCGGUACUCUUGCUUCUUUUUACAUAUAUAUAUAUAUAUAUAGACAUAUUACUACACUGUUAGAGUGUUUAAUUAUCUCCUUCCGUUCUCUCUUUAUUUUAUACACGUACAUAUUUAACUUCGAUGGAACCUCAUACGAAACGAAUUAAACUUUCUUUAGAGCCUUCCAUUGAAAAAGUGGCUACUGACAUUACUGACACUGGACACGAAGUAUACAAAACUGAAUUGUCUUUACCUGAACAGCUUAUGCAGAAUGUUGAUCGAAUUUGGUACGAACGAGGUGAUUGGAAAGAUAUUACUGAAGAACAACUGAAACAGAAAAUAGCCACUUCUGAAGAGAACAAAGAUAUCGCAACAACAGCAACAAUUACAACAAAAGAUAAUGUACAAAAUGUAGACAAUGCAGAUCAGGCUCAACAACAAGAACUCGUCAAAGAUGCUACUACAGAGGAAGAAACACCAAACGUUGAUCUAGGGAAACUUCGGGAAUCAGUCAUAUCGAAACUAUAUUUUGCAAAAUGUGAAAUAGAUGUUGCACUAGACGUUAUCAAUAUACUGGCAACCGAAAAUAAACCAAACACAAGUGGGCAUGGUGGUAUACCUGGUAUUAUAGGGGGUACUGGUCAAGGUGGUGGCUUGAACUCAAUGAUCAGCGGUGGUCUCGUUGAAAGCAGUAGUGGCAUCGGUGGAAACAACAAUUUAGUAUUACCUCCUGGAACUUUACACGCAACCUACGUGUCAAAACCAAAACCAACGGAAAAAGCACGACUGGAACAAGCACAACUUACUCUUGGGCUUAAAAGAACACAACAAAAAACGGCGGCUGACUAUUUGAAGAAAAGUGCGGCAUCUUUGAAAAAACUUGUGGAUCAAGAACAAGGUUUUUGGGAAGAAGCUGUACGUGUCCGAUCAAAUCAUUGGCUAAUGCAAGCUUCACAGAAUCCAUCUACUGGAGAAUCUGGAUUCUUGAUACGUUACGGUUUCACUGAUGUUGGAUCUGGAUUUGGUGAAGUGUCAUUUGGCGAAAUGUUACGAUCAGAUCAAGCAAAUAUUACUAAUGGAAAGCAACAUGUACAACUAUCUCUGCCGCAUAACAUACCAAAACAGGUCAAGGUAACCAUCAAACAGAAUCAAAUGUGUCAAUUAGGUUCAUGGGCAAGAAAAAUACCACAAAAUAUUCUUGGUCUUGGAGAAUUCGACAAUCAACAACAUGAAGAAUCAGAGAGCGAAUAUCAACGAUCAUCAACAUGCAAAACUCAAGACAACGAUAUCCAACAACGAUUAAUCAAUGCCCAAUCUACUGUCUUUGAUGCUGAACUUUUCUCAAGGAUCUUAUCAGAAGCCCAAGUCUUCCCAUACAUACAGUGUGAAGAAGAUUGUGUGAUAGUAACAUUGGAUGGACAAGUAGAUAUAUUGAUUCAAAAACUCCAAUAUCUUCAGUCGGAUGUACAACAGCAUGAUGAUAAAUCGACAACAACACCACGACAUCUUGUUGGUCAAACCAUAGAAUUGGCUCUUCGGCUAUUACUCAACCAACGUCAUCGAUUCAAUAUGUGGAAAUCAAGGACACGAUUGAUGUCAACCCAACCGAAAACACAACAACUGCUUAAUUCAAUUGGAGACACAACGUCAUUACCUGGAUCAGUGGUGGGUACACCAGGAAGUACAAGUGUCAUUGGUUCAGGAUCAAAUAUUACGACCAGUAGUAGUACGACUUCCGGCGUUAGUAGUGGAGGUACAAAUACUCCUAUUAUCAAUCAUCGAACACUCAGCAGUAAUUCAGGUGCAACAUCGACCUCUUCUGCAUCAUCCAUGCCUAGGCAGCUCAGUGGCAGUGCAUCACAUUCUUAUCAUGGCACAAAAGAACCAGCAUUAGAAGUCCCUAUUUUGGCACCUGUAUUAUCAAUGACAAAAUUCUGGAUUCUCUUUGACCGUGUUCGUGAUGUGGUGAAUACUAUUGUGGAUCCUCUUUGUGGUGAAUCCGGCAUUGGUCUGGCCUUACAUUUCAAAUCUCAACAUACUUUCAAUAAUACUCCUCAUGAUUAUUGUGAUGCUUAUCCUAGUUUUGAAGAACUUACCACAAGUCUUGCCAUCAAUAUAUUCAAAGGGCCAUCAUUACGGUUUGCGCUAAACCAGUCUGGAACAAUUACAGCAACACUCCCUGGAGACACAGUCAUUUUAUCCAACGUGACAGAAUUCGAAUCGUUUUUGAUGCGCGAAAUCAACCUUAUCUGUUUGCAUUUGGUGUGUGAUAUUGCGAAUGACUUGGUUCGACGAACUCCGGUAUACAAGAAUGCAAAGGGAAAUGAAAGUAGUUCUUUUAUUUGGCAAGUAGAUGAAGUAGAGGAAAUAUUAUAUGGUGCAAUCAAAACAACAAAGUUAAAUGAAGAUAUCAAAACAAUUCAAGAUCAUCAAUGGAAAAAUAUUACAACUUAAUAGAAUCACUCUCAACGACGAAAGGCCAGCUUAUGUGCUACAAUUCAAGGAAACUAGAGAUUCGGUAAUAUCCACAUCAAGAAUUGACAGUGAACAAAGACAUCAUCAUUCCACCAUCCACUAUUUAAUACUAUCUCGACAAUAUGAUGACGAUAUGAAGGGUAUCAGGGAUGGCAUUAGUUUUAAAGACAAGGUGACGGCUACGAUCAAACAAUUAUUAGAAUAGUCCAUUUACAGUAGAUGAUCAUUCUUUUGUCAAUAAACUUUUCCUUUUAUAUAUCAUACAACAA
Messenger RNA from Halteromyces radiatus, 2755 nucleotides. RefSeq names its product subunit 17 of mediator complex-domain-containing protein. The record is from RefSeq and is a predicted model, not a curated record. Bases 153 to 2465 code for a protein of 770 amino acids. Gene Ontology annotation, cellular component: core mediator complex; mediator complex. Gene Ontology annotation, molecular function: transcription coregulator activity. Gene Ontology annotation, biological process: regulation of transcription by RNA polymerase II. Lineage: Eukaryota; Fungi; Mucoromycota; Mucoromycetes; Mucorales; Cunninghamellaceae. The transcript is spliced from 9 exons.